Diaporthe citri is the source of this 1818-nucleotide messenger RNA. RefSeq lists its product as uncharacterized. The coding region runs from base 1 to 1818 and encodes 605 amino acids. The record is from RefSeq and is a predicted model, not a curated record. Lineage: Eukaryota; Fungi; Ascomycota; Sordariomycetes; Diaporthales; Diaporthaceae. Gene Ontology annotation, molecular function: dipeptide transmembrane transporter activity. The transcript is spliced from 3 exons. Gene Ontology annotation, cellular component: membrane. Gene Ontology annotation, biological process: transmembrane transport.
AUGGCUGAGAACGUCGUCGGCCUCAACGUCCAGAAGGUCGUCGAGCCGGACGCGGACCAGGGCGUCCACGACGCCGACAAGGCGCGCCACGUCCAGACCUUUGCCUCCCAGGCGUCGACGGAGGAAGGGGCCCACGACCAUGCCCUUCUCGACGACCAGGCGUACCCGGCGCCCACGGAGGAGGAGCGCAAGACGCUGCGCAAGGUCUACGACUCCAUCCCAAUCGCCUCCUGGUCCCUCUGCAUGGUAGAGAUGGCCGAGCGCGCCUCCUACUACGGCGUCAAGGCCGCCUUCAACAACUACAUGCAGUUCCCCCUGCCCGAGGGCGGGCCCGGCACCGGUGCCAUCGACCCCAGCAAGCCGAACUCCCACGCCGGUGCCCUCAACCUGGGCAUCCAGGCCGCCUCGGCCCUGGGCCUCCUGUUCACCUUUCUGGCCUUUGUUAUUCCCAUCUUCGGCGCUUGGAUCGCCGAUACCAAGAUCGGUCGUUACCAAGCGAUCUUGUGGGGUGUGUUCAUUGGCGGCGUCGCCCACGUGAUCAUGAUAGGAGGUGCUGCGCCCGCUCUGUUGCAGGCCGGAAAGGGCGUUGCGCCCUUCCUCGUCAGCUUCAUCCUCCUCGCCAUCGGGGCCGGCCUCUUCAAGCCAAACGUUGCCCCAUUGGUCAUCGACCAGUACCAGUACCAACGCGAGUACACCAAGGUGCUCAAGUCUGGAGAGAAGGUGCUCGUCGACCCGGAGACAACAAUCAGCCACAUCAUGCUUGUGUUCUACGCCUUCAUCAACGUGGGCGCCUUCUUCUCCAUCGCCGUCGUGUAUAUCGAGAAGUACCACAGCUUCUGGCUCGCUUACCUGGUGCCGGGCGUUGUGUAUUUCCUCCUGCCAUUCCUCCUGGCAGCCAUGUAUAAGCGCACAGUCAGGAAGAAGCCCCAGGGCUCCGACCUGACCCGGUUCAUCAAGAUCACGACCUCGGCAUUGAAAGCAAGCAAGUUCAACGUCUUCUCCAAGAAACUCUGGGACAAUGUGAGGCCCUCGACACUGGCCGAGAGGAACAUCCACGUCUCCUACUCGGAGAAGGACGUCGAUGACACCUGCCGCACCUGGCAGGCAGUCCAGAUCUUCCUGUACAUACCUAUCUGGAACCUGAACGAUGGCGGUGUUGGUGCCGUCCAGAGCAACCAGGGCGCGAGCAUGAUCUCCGACGGCGCACCGAACGACCUGCUGGGUCACUUCAACCCCCUGGUGAUCAUCGUGUUCUCGCCCUUCAUGGCACACUUCGUGUAUCCAUUCCUCGAGCGCAGGAAGAUCAGGUUCGGACGAAUCAGCCGGAUGACAUUUGGUUUCGUCUUGGCCACCAUCUCAGGCGUCAUCGGCGCCAUCGUCCAGUACCGCGUGUACGCGACCAGCCCAUGCGGCUACUUCGCCAGCAGCUGUGACGACGUGGCGCCCAUCUCCAUCUGGCUGCAGAUCCCCAACGUCGCGCUCGGCGCCAUGUCCGAGAUCUUCGUCAACGUCACGUCGUACGAGCUGGCCUACGCCCGCGCCCCGGAGAACAUGCGUGCCACCGUCGUGGCACUGUUCCUCUUCAUGACGGCCCUGAGCAGCGCCCUGGGCCAGAUCCUGGUCCCGGCCAUCGCCGACCCCACGCUCAUCUGGGCCUGGGCCGCCCCGGCUAUCGCGCUUGCCAUGCAGACUGCCAUCUUCUGGUGGAGGCACCGCAACGUGAACGAUGAUGUCUUCAUGACCUAUGAGGAAGAUUACCAGCCGAAGACGCCAGAGAGCAAACAGACUGGGGAGGAUGCUAAUGAGAUAAAAGCGUGA